AUGGCGGACCCAAACGGUUACCAGGCCUACUACGGCCAGCCUAGCAACCCGCCGGCCAGCUCCCAACCAGCAACCGGUCGCCACGAGACGUACAACCCCCAGCAGCACCCCGCUCAGAACCAACAGCUGCCAAGACGUAUGCCAAGCUACAACGCCGGGGAUGAUUCUCAGCUCUUCAACGCCUCACGGGUCCACAAUGCGCGACCGACCGACGCCGAUGCGAGAUACUCGGUGCAGAGUAGUGGAUAUGCGGGCGGCGUGGGACAGGGAAGCUACAAUAAUGCCGCCGGAGGAUACGAGGAUGAUCGUGAAUCGUCUGUGUUUUCGCGCACUCCAUCUGACCAGUCGCGCAUGUCGCCCACUCGCGCCUCGUCGCACACGAGCGUCUCCAGUUACGGGUACCGAUACCCCGGAUCGUCAAGCCAGCCCGCGUACAAUCCCCAGCAAUAUGGCCUCCCACAAUCGCAGACGCAGCCGAAUCUCAGUUAUAACCCCUUGAACUAUACCACUUCCAGCAAUAAUGCGUCCUAUACCAACACCGUGUCAGGUCAUCAGCCGUAUAAUCCCGCCGCAUACCAGCCAGCGGGCCUGUCACCAAAUCUCGCACGACGACCCAGUGAGGUCUCGCACUAUGGACAGACUCCCCCGACCCCGCAGCCCUAUGGGUUCGUCUCGCAGCAACCGCCAAUGCCCCCUCCUCGUGGACCGGACCAUCCCUACGGAAGUCGAACUUCGCCUUACGGAUCGUCGCCUGUUAACUCGAACCAGGCGCCUAUGAAUGCUGCUCCCACCUCAUAUCAACCAGUUUCAUCGCCAACUACUAGCACCUUUGCGACCUCGAACUCCCCAUCUAGCGCCUACCUCCCUCAAUCUACGUCCCGUCCUUAUUUUCCUGUUGCAGCAGGCUUUGGGUCAGACUCGCCGUACCCUACUCCUACAAUCCCUCCUGUGAGCAGCAGCUAUGACGACCAGCCCCCGGAGCCACCGGCCCAUCAACCACAAGGAAAUGGGCUCUAUGGCAAACGGACCGGCAUGCCCCAUUCUGCUUCCGCGCGGACUCUGCCCACGCCCCCUGUGCAACAAGAUCUACCAUUUCUGCCUCCCAGACGAACGGACACACUAACCAGGCAUCCACAAGCACGACCUUUGCCGGGCCCGCCGGUCGAUGCCGAAUUUGACAUGAAUGAACUCUCUCAUUCUGCUCGGUCGAGCACCAUGCAUAAUGAUGAAUUGAUGAAGGAACUUGAGUCUGCAGUGAUGGACACACAGGCGACUUUCAACCAACGUCACAACUCUAGGGGUUCAUAUAACGGCUCGGGAUCGAACAUACGCUUAUCGCCCGACGAGCAGCAUACUCAUACCAACGGCAACAUGUCAGAGAUUCAGAUCAACUAUGGCGCUUACAGUGACGAUAGUGAGGCGGAGGCUGAAGCAGGGCUUGCUAUGUUGCGCAUGGCGGAAGAGGAAGACCAGGCUCGAGAGGAGCGAGAGAGGAUGCAAGGUCGCACUAGACGGGAGACAAAUGCUUCGGUUAUCAGCGCUCGCUCACAUGGCUCUCAGACAUCAGCCAGAGGGCCUUCUUCGCAACAAGCAUCCCCGAGACAGCCUUCUUCACGUGGCCCUUCCCCACACUCGACUCCUUACGAGGAUGACGAAUUCAUUGGUCAUGAUCUCGCUCUGUACGAGGGAGGUUACCAAGGGAAUCUACAUUAUGGAGAGGAGCCUGCGUACAGCUCUGAGGAAUACCCAGACCCUGCUGCUGGAGGAGGAUUCCAACGUACCCAUGACUCUUUCAGAAGCUCCAAUCUGUCCCCCGACGAACACGGGGAGUAUUACGAUGACUACGAGCACCCGCCAAUUGCGUACCAGUAUGCCAACCGCCUACACCACCCUCCCUCCGAUGCUCGUGUCGAUGCUGGAGGCACCGGGGGUCUCUCUGCGCCCGGGCACUAUAGCCGACGAAUGAGCUUUGAUUACGGCGAAGACGGUGACAGUCCGUACGAGCAUCAGCAAGAGAGAGAUCAGUCGGGCGACGAAAGCCCCCACGGUGGCGUGCCCGAGGAUCUCUUCUUCCACCCCGGCAUGCGCCCACUGCCACCCGCACCCGUCGAGCCCGCUGGUGGUGCUGACCUGUACACCCACCUGAUGCCCGCAGGCACGUACCGGCCGCCGGAGCAGGAUGAGAUGCAGGGUAAUCAACAGUAUAGACAUCCCUCUUCUAUCGCGACGUCCGUGGACUCGUAUGGAGAGCAGUUGCUUAGUCCAUCCCAAGUUCCACGGUCGUCGUCUCUUUCGACACCCAUUGGACCUCGUACUGAUCCGCCUAUGAGAUCGAAGACCGAUGCGGACCGCGUUAAGUACAGGCAGCAGCAGCAGGAGCUCCUCUGGCAGUUGCAGCAAAAGGAUCUGCCCAAGAUUGACCCGGCCGAGGAGGCUGCUACUGUGGCACUAGAUCUACCGGCUAUCCCCGCGGCACGGCGCAAGAAGUUCAAUCUUACGAAGCUCUCGUCGGAGCAAUUCAAGAAGUGUGCCGAGCCGUGGGCGCUCAGCUCUAUUUUAACUUGGAUCAAGGAACUCAGUCAGGAUGAGGCCGAUCUUCGGGAGCAGGCUGUUGCCGAUGCGAUUGUGGCGUUGUUUACGCACAAAGUACCAACGAUGAACAUUGCGGAUGCUGAGACGCUGGCGGCUCGGGUGGUGAGCAACAUGCUUAAGGAGGAAGCAUUGGUCAAAGAGGAAGAAUGGGUCAAGUUCAGCAGUGGGCGUAUAUCUGGUGUCUUGUUCCAGAUCACGGGAACUGGUUGCUACUCGCCUAAGCUGCAUGAACAGGAGAUGCACAUCCAGGACACUGAUUCAUAUGGACGCUGCUACUCUCAUCACUGCAUGCGAACUUUGAAGAAGGUCAACCUCAAGGCACAGAUGAUGGCACCUCAGAAGAAGGUAGAGGACUGGGUGACCUUCUAUAAGGUGCCCAAACAAGUAUGGGAGUCCCACCCGAAGAAGGAGGUCGACCGGCAAAACAAUCUGCACGAGAUUGUGACCACGGAAGAUGCCUACAUCGGACAGCUGGACGUCUUGCGUGAGCUUUACCGUGACCAACUGGCCAACAUGAAUCCCCCCAUCAUUCCGGCUAAACGACUGAGCAAGUUCUUGAACGACGUCUUUGGCAAAGUCGAUGCAGUGAAAAAGGUCAACGAAGACUUUUUGUUGGCACAGCUCAAGUAUCGUCAGAAGGAGCAAGGGCCCUUUAUCGUAGGAUUCAGCGACAUCUUCCGCGAAUGGAUUCGCAAGGCGAAGAAUGUCUACAUCGACUAUGCUGCUACCUUCCCGCAUGCCAACCACUUUGUGCGCCGGGAGUCUGACCGCAAUCCACAGUUCAAGUCUUUUUUGAACCAGGUGCGCGAGCACAAGUUGUCAAACCGUCUGAGUUGGGAUACUUUCCUGAAAGCUCCGAUUACCCGGAUCCAGCGGUAUACACUGUUGCUUGCCACUGUGCAUAGGAAUAUGGUCAAGGACUCCGAGGAGAAGAGUAAUCUCGCGCAAGCUAUCGACGAAAUUAGGGUUGUUGCGUUGGAGUGCGACAACAAGGUCGGCGAGCAGAGCAAAAAGACGGACCUGAUGGAUCUUGCCAGCAAGCUCCAGCUGCGACCGGAAAUGCAAAAAGAAGUCGAGCUCAACCUGGACCACAUGGGCCGGGAAGUCGUCUUCCGGGGCGACCUGCAGCGACCCGGUACGCGGACUCGAUUCCUUGUCGAUACGCAUGCUAUUCUCUUCGAUCACUAUCUUGUUCUAGCCAAGUCUUUCACCGCACGAGAUGUCUCGCGAGUUGGCAAGUAUGAGCGGUAUGAUGUCUCUAAACUGCCCAUUCCAAUGGAUCUUCUGGUCCUGGAGAGCACCAAAGAUGACCCCGUGAUAAAGUCGUCCGUCCGUGGUGUCUCAACUGUCACCCCUGCGCAGGGUGGUGUAAGCCCUCUGGCCCACACGGGUGGCCCUUCUGCUAACGGUGCUGGUGUCACCCUGGACUCGAAGGACGACAAGAUCCUGUACCCGUUCAAGAUCAAGCACCUUGGUAAGAACGGCACAUACACUCUGUACGCAUUCUCAGCGAACAGCCGCGUUGAAUGGUGCGAGAAAAUCAUCGAGGCGAAGACCAAGCACGCUGCAGCUCUGUUCUCGCAGAACGCCGAACCCUUCCGGCUGCGGGUUCUUGCAGAUACGGCGUUUGCGUACUCCGAUCAUACGAACGGGUCGAAAAGUGUUAUGAUAAAAGGCACUCCACUGCACCGUGCUAUCAAGGAGGUUGAGAAGAAGUAUGAAACUGGGUCACGGCCUUCGCCUGUGUGCAGGACUGGUGUGAAUUGCGCGACUGUCUUCCAACAACCCCCUGGUAGGAUGAUGUGUGCUGUUGGUACAGACUUUGGAGUGUACAUGUCUGAUCUUAGUAACCCGCGGGGUUGGUAUCGAGUAGGUGUCACUACUCUAUUCUUUUGGGGGCUGCUCGCUGACGACGAUUUCCAGGCUAUCCCCAUCAUGCGGGUCACGCAGGUGGCUGUCUUUGAGGAAUUCAACCUGUUUUUGCUCAUUGCGGAUCGCUCUCUGAUCGCCUACCACCUUGAUGUGGUAUGUCCUGCGAGUGGCGUUUCCUCGCAAUCGCAGGACUCUGCUCGCCGGGCACCACAGAAGCUCUCCGGCAACCGCGAAGUGGGAUUCUUUGCUGCAGGCCGGAUGAAAGACCGCUACCUGGUUUUGUAUAAGAAGCGUGACGGCCUGUCCUCUACAUUCAAGGUCCUAGAGCCCAUCCUCCAAAAGUCCGCUUCCAGCAAAAGUCGCCUGUUCCAAUCCCGCCGCGCCCAAACCGAGUUCUUCCGCGAAUACGACGAAUUUUACAUCCCCGCCGAAUCCUACGGCAUCAACAUGUUCCACUCAUCCCUAGCCAUCGCCACCCAGCGCGGCAUCGAGGUCCUCACCCUAGACAAGAAGCAGUCUUGGUCCGUGCCAGACUUCCGCGCCGCAACCCCGGACGCCACCGACACGCUCCACAGUAUUGCCCAGCGCAUCAAGGAUCUCCGCCCGCUGGGCAUGUUCCGGCUUAGCGACAGCGAGUUCCUGGUAGCGUACCAGGAAUGUGCCGUGUACGUCAACAAGCACGGCGACGUGUCGCGGAGUGUGGUCAUGGAGUUUGUAGGCAGCGCCCAUACCGCUUGUUUGCAUGGAAAGUUCCUCAUCCUGUUCAACGAAGAUUUCGUCGAGGUCCGCAACGCUAUGAAUGGUCGGCUGCGGCAGGUCAUUCCGGGCCAUAAUGUGGUCUGCCUGGAUGACGGGAGCAAGUUGCCUGGCUCGUUUGGCCAGGCUGCUGCUGGCAAUAUGAGCGGGUUCUCCGGUAAUGCCAAUGGUGUCUCUUCUGGGACCGCCGGGCAUACUGUGAAGAUCUGCAUGCAGCAUCCCGCAUAUGAGCGCAGUCAGAUUGUUCUCGAGUUGGUUGAGAAUGAGGGCCAGAAGGAUUAA
Molecule: messenger RNA, 5502 nt
Organism: Penicillium canariense
Lineage: Eukaryota; Fungi; Ascomycota; Eurotiomycetes; Eurotiales; Aspergillaceae
Product: putative Rho guanyl nucleotide exchange factor
Exons: 1
Coding region: 1-5502 (1833 amino acids)
Molecular function (GO): guanyl-nucleotide exchange factor activity
Source: RefSeq, a predicted model, not a curated record